Molecule: messenger RNA, 4207 nt
Organism: Daucus carota subsp. sativus
Lineage: Eukaryota; Viridiplantae; Streptophyta; Magnoliopsida; Apiales; Apiaceae
Product: pentatricopeptide repeat-containing protein At4g32450, mitochondrial-like
Exons: 2
Coding region: 150-2240 (696 amino acids)
Molecular function (GO): protein binding; zinc ion binding
Source: RefSeq, a predicted model, not a curated record
GCAAUACCCGUUCGUCAGCUGUCUAAUCGGGUCAGACCCGUGAAGCUGUUCAUUUUGAAACCCAUAGUUCUUACUCACAAAAGUUUAGGGUUUAACAGCUGGUUCAAAGCUUCUAAAGCGAUUAAGGGUUUAGUGUGGUCGAAUUAGCAAUGGCCAUCAUAUAUCUGAGGUCAUUAUCUAAGGCAUGUAAUUAUACAUACAACUCUACUGUAUCUAUUCCUUUACUGAAACAUUUGAGCACUGUCCCUGCACGGUUUGAUCCUAAUUAUCAAAACCCUAGUAAUUGUGAUGGUGUAAAUGAGCAACAAAGUAGUGGGUUUUAUGCUGAGAGUGAAUAUGAUGCAAGAGAGAAGUUUAAGGGGAAUUUUGUGAAUCAGGCAGUUCAUCAAACAGCUGGUGGGCAGUAUUUUCAGGACCGUAGAAAUGAAAAUUUGAACGGGAAAAUUGGGAGCUAUGGACAGGAGAAUGGUGGAAGUGAGUUUCGAAAUGAUUCGGGCCGGUUUAGUAGAGAGGGGCGUGUCAAUGAGUUUCGUGGGAGUGGUUAUUAUGGACAGAGAAGUGGGGAGUUUUCGCAACAGCCAAGUGGUUUUAAUGGUUCACAGAGUAGUUUAAAUGGGGUUCCGGGUGCUGGUGUGGUUCAGCAGAGACAGAAUCAGUUUUAUGGAGUGGGGUCGUCAGAGGGUAAUGCUAGUUAUGGACAACAUGCUAUGCAUUCUCAAUGGAGUUCUGCGAAUCAUUCAGUUGGGAAUGUGAAUAAUGUUGGCAACACUCAGCAGGGUACUAACAAUUUUAAUGGAAAUAAUUGUUAUGGUAAUGUUGUUGGUAGUCAUCAACAAAGCCAGAAUAGCUAUCCUGGAAAUUAUGCUGAGAAUUUUAAUGGGAAUCUGAUGAGAAAUGUUGGAGGAUAUCAGCCGACUCCAAGUGUGGAAUAUCGCACUAAUGCUGGACCUCUGAAUAUUCCAAAUGAGUAUCAGAAUGAUAUAGGUGGAUUUCAAGUAGCCGGUAGCUCAACUUCUGGUGGCGGGAUGGUUGAUGCUAGCGAAAAACACACUGUCGAGGAGAUUGAUGGCUUAUGUGGUGAGGGAAAAUUGAAAGAAGCCAUAGAAUUGUUGAUUCAGUUAGAGCAGCUAGGAAAUGCAAUUGACAAAGACCAAUAUUUUAGACUAAUGAAGGUAUGCGGAGAGGCUCAAGCUCUAGAAGAGGCGAAGCAUGUUCAUGAUCUCUUCAACAAACGUAAUUUUCCUUAUGAAGUGAGAAAUUUUAAUAACAUUUUGGAGAUGUAUUGUAUAUGUGGUUCCAUGGAUGAUGCAUAUGAUGUGUUUACUAAAAUGCCACAACGUAACCUGACAUCCUGGGACACUAUGAUACUAUGGUUUGCUAAGAACGGUCGUGGUGAGGAAGCUAUUGAUCUGUUUACCAGAUUUAAAGAACUAGGAUUGCAACCUGAUGGCGAGAUUUUCUUCAGUGUUUUUACUGCUUGUAGUUUCUUAGGUGAUAUCACUGAGGGGUUGCUGCACUUUAAAUCAAUGAGCAAACAGUAUGGUAUAGUUCCAUUGAUGCAGCAUUAUGUUGCUGUGGUGGAUAUGCUGGGAAAGACAGGCUAUCUGGAUGAAGCGUUGGAGUUUGUUGAAAAUAUGCCGGUUGAACCAAGUGUUGAUGUUUGGGAAACUUUAAUGGUUUCAUGUAGGAUUAAUGGGGACAUGGAACUUGGGGACCGCUGUGCUGAGCUUGUUGAGCUCCUAGACCCUUCUCGCUUGACCGAGCAAGCAAAAGCAGGCCUCAUUCCAGUGAAAGCUUCAGAUAUUGCGAAGGAAAAAGAGAAGAAGAAAUUAAUAAGUCGAAACAUUCUAGAUGUUAGGAGUAGAGUCCAUGAAUAUAGGGCAGGGGAUACAUCUCACCCUGAUAAUGACAAGAUAUAUGCCCUUCUAAGAGGGCUGAGGCAACAGAUGAAAGAGGCUGGUUAUGUGGCAGAAACUAAAUUUGUGCUUCAUGACAUAGACCACGAAGGCAAAGAGGACGCUCUUCUUGCACACAGUGAGAGACUAGCUGUUGCUCAGGGUCUUAUAAGCAGCCCGGCUCGCCAACAAAUAAGAAUUAUAAAAAACCUCCGUGUUUGUGGUGAUUGCCAUAAUGCAAUGAAGAUCAUCUCAAAAUUGGUUGGCAGGGAGCUCAUCAUGCGAGAUGCUAAAAGAUUCCACCAUUUCAAGGAUGGGGUGUGCAGUUGCCGAGAUUAUUGGUGAAGAUGAACUCAGGGGUCCAUCAAUCUAGUUUGUUUACUAUAUUUUUUUUAAGCUGUGGUAUGAUCAUCCUAUACUUAUUGUCAAAGGAUGACAACAAUUCAUAUAUCUCAUGGUGCAUAAUUUUGAUGUCAAAUGAUAUAUUUGCAAGCCACUACUAGAUAAAGGUGUGAUACAUGUGAAAGGCUUAUAUCCUUCUAUUCGUAUUGCGCGAAACUGUAUGUUGCACUUUAUUGCAACAUGGAAUUACUGUUACCGCAACUGUUUUACCAUCAAGUCUUUUUGAUUUACACACACAGAUUUUACCCUUAAUGCUUUUGUGGCGAAUAAAUAGGCAGCUAAUAUUUCCUCCGGGAUGCGAUAGACUCAAUCUUAAGAACGGUUCAUGUUGGAGUUUGGCAUCUCAUCCUUGUUUUUUGUGAAAGUUUUAUAUUAAGAGAAAUAUUAAAAUGCAUCUCGUCGAACAUACUAAUGUAUGAUAUCCUACUUUAGUAUAGUUUUUUAGUAUUAGUUAUAAGGAAAAAGCUUGAAAUAAAAGAUAAAAACUAUCCCGGCAGCUCUUAAGGUUGACCUUCUUAUAAGUGAAUUCAUAUACCACUUAGCACACAUUAUAGUAAUUCACUAAUUCUUAGUUUGUCAGUUAUACAUUGUACAGGUGUAGGAGUAAGGGCUGGACAUCUUACUAGGGCUUCGAAGUCUAUUUGCCUGACCUCUGUUCCAUUUAAUUUUUAAGCAUAUGAAGAGGCAUGCAUCUUCGCAGAAAGUAACUAAUUGUUGUGUAUUAUUGUUGUGAAACAGCAAUUUAUUCAUUUAUGCAUGUACUGUAUUUCCUCUUUUCAAAAUCUGUUAUGUAUUUCUAAGACUUUUGGUUUUUUAACUGCUAAGCACUGUAAAAAAGUGCGCGCGUAGGAAGGAACUUUUAAUAGUGAUGCAGGCUGUUAGUGGUGAUGGAGCAUGCUCAGAUAUCACAGAUUCUAAGGUAGAGAUUAUCAUUAUUUUUCUUUUUAUCAGAAGGUAGAUAUUUGAGUCAUCUGACACAAGUUACAAAGCAAGCGUUGAUAUUGCUGGAAUAUGCUUAUAGCACCUUGCAACUGGAACUGUUAAACUGGAUGGUCGAUGCUACACUUCUGCUACUAAGGACGACUUUGGAAGUUAAAAAUAUUUGAUUAAUAAGUUCACUUCUGGAGGAGAUAGAUUCCCUUUUUGCUUAAGAUAUAAGGUGCGGUGAGAAUAUAUCUUUUACUGUUAUUAUUAGAUACAAUGGAUGUUUCAUGUUUGGACGUGUUAAACUAGUUUUCUUCCAUGUUAUGAUAGUACGCGGUAUGCACAUCACAGUGCUAUAUUCUGCUAGAAAGGAGCAAGUAACUCUUCUUAUAUGUAUUCGGUUAGUUGUCCAAGUUAACUAUUGUUAAAUUAUCUGACAGCUGCUUUAAAUUUGUGACUGUUAUCCACUUGCUCAUCGCAGGUCUUCUGCAAAUAUUUCCUUGGAAUCCAGAAUCCAUUCAGACUCUUAAAAGACGCUAGUGUUAAAAGUUUGUGGCAUUUGGUUCUAGAGAGUGGACAAAGGGAAUGCGAAAUCCACAUGCAUGUUUACCAAACGAAGCAGUCUUCUUUCUUUUCCAGGAUCUAGGAACUACAUAAUCAUCAAUUUUGCUUUAUGGAGAUGAUGGCACUAGAGGCGCUUCAAGAGUGGCAACCGAACACAAUGGGUGGAUGACAUCCACUCUUUAGUACUGCUCAUGAUGGUCAAUCUUUUCAUUUUUACAUUCAUUUUCGAGCCUGUAUAUAUAAAAGAUUUUCCAAUAUGAAGGGAAAUAGUAUAACAUUGAAGAAUUAGAAGAAUACUAUAACCAAUAUUUCAACGCAUGUAAUAAAUUUUUUCCUGUUUUUGCUAAGUGAUGUAUUCAAACAUUAAGACUUAUGUAAAACAUAACUCGAAGGUUGGACAUCAUCUUAUUUUAUUAUGAUCA